AUGACGCAAAGCAGCGCACCGUUUGCAUCUUCACUAACUACCUUCAUCUACCCAAUCUCCGCUACCAUCCCCAUCACCAUCCCCCUCGGCUUCGCCGCCCAACUCCGCAUCCUCCAACAAACCCAACGUGACGACUCCCUCCGCAUCUCCGCCCUCGAAUCCGAAAACUCAUCCCUCAAAACCCUUACCGCGACCCUGACCUCUCAUAUCGAAGCCCUAGAAGCGCACAACGCAUACCUGGUCUCGCGCCGCCGCGAACUCGUCUCGCAGCUCAUCAACCUGCGCACGCUGAACCAAGAGGCGGACAACAUGUUUCAGAUGCGCAGCGUAGAUAUUCAGGGGGAAGAUCUGGAGGGUAUGCUGGGCGUGCAUAGUGCGAUGGUAGCGACGGCGGUGAGUCAUCAUCAGAGGGCGCUGGCGCAGUUGAGGGCGAGUAUGCAGGUUGGUGCGGCGAUGUAUGGGCAGCAGGGUGCAGUGAGGUAUGCGUAUCCGCCUGGGUACUCGGAGCAGGGGUAUUGUUUUCAGCAUAAUAUGCCGUAUUGCUGUCAGGUUUGUGGGAAGUGAGGGAGGGGGUGAGGUAUGUGUAUGACUGGGACUUUGUAUGUUUUGUAUGUUGAGUUUGGGGCGCCCGGGGUG
Bipolaris sorokiniana ND90Pr is the source of this 636-nucleotide messenger RNA. RefSeq lists its product as uncharacterized. The record is from RefSeq and is a predicted model, not a curated record. The coding region runs from base 1 to 564 and encodes 187 amino acids. Lineage: Eukaryota; Fungi; Ascomycota; Dothideomycetes; Pleosporales; Pleosporaceae. The transcript is spliced from 2 exons.